CUGUGCAUGUACUGCAUGCACUGAACAACUUCACUGAGCUGAGCUGACUAGUGGUGUAAACUUCAUCCGCAAAAUGGAUCGGAAACUUGUAUUUUCUCACUUUAUUUUGGCGUUUGCCAUUGCGAACGUUAUGGCAGCUGAUAAGUACGAUCGCAAAUCGAAUCGUGUAGACAGGCCAGAUCUAGAUAAGAUGGACAAGUCUUCAAUGAUGGGGAGAGAAUUUAAGUCUCGACAAGUCAUUCAAGUUUGGCAGAAGGCUGAUCGUAUGAAUCUUGCUCAAACCAAGAUGAAGGAUCUGCACAGGGAGCUGCUCCGCGUUGAUGGCAUGUACCACAAGAUGAAGAAGGAAUCGACCGCAAAGCAGCCCGACAACAGAAUCAAAAGUGAAAAAGAAACAGAAAUGACCAUCCAGAGACAGAUUGGAGAAAUCAUGAGAAAGUAUGGUAUGGCUGGUGGAGCAGACCGUGAUCCGAAGAUGAAGUUCGACGGCAUGCACAUGCCUUUCGAAGACCGCAAGGUUGCCCAACUUUGGCACAAGGCACAGAAAAGUAACCAGUUUACCAAGCAAGAACUUGAGGAGCUGAAGGAAGAACUGUCAAAACAUGAAGAAAAACAAAAGGACUUUGACCAAUUAAUGGCGGAGGUUCAUGGAGAAGAUGGCACUAAGUCCAACAACGCCGACCGCUUCGAGGGCAAGAAGCCCGAGGAGAUCCGCCAGCUCCGCAUCAAGGAGAUGGAGCUGAAGGUGCAGCACCGGGAGAUCGCCAAGGAGUUUGAGAAGAUCUCGGUGAAAACGAUGCCCAAGGAGGAGAGGGGUCCAUUCACAGACAGGCGUGUCAUCAGCCUUUGGCAGGAGGCCAAGAAGCAGGAUUACUCCAUGGAUGAUCUGGAGGCAAUCAUGAUGGAGUUGAAAGAAUUUGAGGAGAAGAUAGAGGAGCACGAUAAAGCCCACAAAGCGUCGCUGAAUGCCGAGAUCAAACACAGGUCAGGCUUCAAGAGCCCUGUCGAUAAGAUGAAGACCAAUGAGCAAAAGAGCAUGUAUGACAAAGCCAAGGAAAUGGGUAUUGGGAUCCACCAUACCAUGAAAGAGCUUCGUCACAGGAUCUCUCAAGGAGGGAAAUGGAACGAAGAACUCUAAUCUUAACUGAGAUUAUAUGCCUCGACUCAAGCAAGGAUCUUCACCAAAGUGUAUUUUUUCUUGAGAACCUCAAUGUCUUUCAUAAGGAACAU
Molecule: messenger RNA, 1230 nt
Organism: Strongylocentrotus purpuratus (purple sea urchin)
Lineage: Eukaryota; Metazoa; Echinodermata; Echinoidea; Camarodonta; Strongylocentrotidae
Gene: lrpap1
Product: alpha-2-macroglobulin receptor-associated protein
Exons: 7
Coding region: 74-1138 (354 amino acids)
Biological process (GO): regulation of receptor-mediated endocytosis
Cellular component (GO): endoplasmic reticulum; endomembrane system
Molecular function (GO): receptor antagonist activity; heparin binding; low-density lipoprotein particle receptor binding
Source: RefSeq, a predicted model, not a curated record